This is a messenger RNA of Owenia fusiformis, 970 nucleotides long. The record is from the annotation of a GenBank genome assembly. Lineage: Eukaryota; Metazoa; Annelida; Polychaeta; Sabellida; Oweniidae.
CUUGAACUAGGGGUAGCCCAGUGUACAAGUCACUGUCUUAGCAAAGCUGUUGUUCAAAUUCAUUUUCAUUCAUAGUCAUAUUCAUUCAGAAGUAAAGAGGGAUCUAAUGCAAACAUGGCUGACUAUGGCACAGACGAUGAGAUAAAACUGCAAGAAGAGAGUAAAGAAAUCAUGAAAUCUAUGAUCAAGUCAUAUCGAGCACCAAAUGACGAUGACAUAAUACAGAAAGAAGAACUAUGGGAUUGCUUAGACUUCAUAGGAAUCAACGUUAAAGAUGAGAACGCUAUGAGAGCAAUAAGGACACAAUUCGACACUGACAAGGAUGGCCAGCUAAGUAUUGAUGAAAUCGUUAACCAAUGGGAACUUCUCCAAACGCACAGUUUACAUAGUGAUUACCUACUAAAAUGUUUCAAGAAACUUGACAAAAAUAAGGAUGGCUUCCUUAGACUACCUGAAUUAAGAACAAUAUUAACGGCAAAAGGUAAGAACCAAUUUAGUGGAACAGAGGCAGCAGUUCUACUAGAAGACCUCAUGAAAUAUGACAAAGACAACAAUGGAAAAUUCACUUAUACUGAAUUCGUGGAGAUGUAUGCUGAAAAUGAAUUUCCAUUUAAACCAAAAGGAUUACCAACCAAAAAGCUACCGGAUGCAAAACAAAAGAUGGAUGACUGAGUUGGGUGUUCAUUUGGUUGAUGAUGCUGCAUCAUAGUUUGAAUACGAAUCAUACAAAGCCAGAAAAUACUCCAACUACCAUUUCAAUUUAUUUUUGAUUUCUCAUUAUUUUUGGAAACUGUGACUCAUCAUCAAACGUUACAUAGUUUUUGUUUGAAUAAUGAAGUAUAUACAUGUACAUAUAGUGUACCAAACAGGAGCAAUGAGUUGGAUCAGAAUUUCGUAAUAUGACCCCAUUUCACCAUAAGUUUAAAGCAAUCAAGAAUUUAUGAAGUGUAGAAUUCAUCGUAAAUGGAGG